AAGUGCGCGUGUGACGCAGGGAGUGCCUACAUGACAGACCAUGCAGCAUGCGUCACCAGCACCGGCACUCCAUGGCACGCCUCCCAGUUGCCUUUUCUGAAGGAACUGAGGACCUCCUGGAAACUGGAUGGACGUGAUGCUCCUCGCGGCUGGCAGGCCGGGGAUGACUGCAAGACCGCUGAAGUGCUCACCUGUGAUGAUGCAGGCAUGAUCACGCAGUUGAUGGUUCUAGAAGAUGUCGUUUCUGGCGAAAUACCCGAGUCGGUUGGGGAUCUGGCCAAAGCUGUCGAUCAUAGUGAUAAGAGGCACUGGUAGCCGGAGUGCCAACUAUGGCCUAACUGGUGCUAUUCCAGAGUCCAUCAGCCAGCUGACGGGCCUUGUUGAGCUAGAGUUGUCAAAUGUUAGGCUCAUCGGCGACAUUCCUUCAGCGCUCUUCACUCUUCCACGCCUCACCCGCAUGGUCGUGGGCGGCUACGAUGCCCAGCCUUGUUCCAUUCCACAAUCCAUCAGCCAGCUAUCCAACCUUGUGGAGCUAGAGUUGUCAAACGUGGGGCUCACUGAUGGCGGCGUUCCCUCAGAGCUCUUCACUCUUACAGACCUCACCCGUGUAAUCAUAAGGGACAACGGUUACCAGCCUUUUUCUAUUUCAGAGCCCAUCAGUCAGCUAAUCAACCUUGCUGAGCUAGAGUUGUCCAACGUUGAGCUCACUGACAGCGUUCCGCCAGCGCUCAUCACUCUGACACACCUCACCCGCAUAAUCAUAAGAGGCAACAGUGAAUAUUACCAGUCUUACUACUCCCAGUCUUUCUCUUUAACGCAGUCCAUCACUCAGCUAGCCAACCUUGCUGAUCUAGAGUUGUCCAGCAUUGACCUCACUGACAGCAUCCCUUCAGAGCUCUUCACUCUUACACACCUCACCCGCGUAGUCAUAAGGACCGAAGACUACUCGUCUUUUUCUUUUCCAGCGUCCAUCAGUCAGCUCACCAACCUUGUUGAACUUGAGUUGGCAAGGCUGGAUCUCACUGGGGGCAUACCGUCAGCGCUCUUCGACCUCACACACCUCACC
Molecule: messenger RNA, 1066 nt
Organism: Closterium sp. NIES-67
Lineage: Eukaryota; Viridiplantae; Streptophyta; Zygnematophyceae; Desmidiales; Closteriaceae
Source: the annotation of a GenBank genome assembly